This is a messenger RNA of Penicillium canariense, 3084 nucleotides long. Its product is annotated as putative transcription factor (Snd1/p100). Gene Ontology annotation, biological process: mRNA catabolic process; superoxide metabolic process; regulatory ncRNA-mediated gene silencing. Lineage: Eukaryota; Fungi; Ascomycota; Eurotiomycetes; Eurotiales; Aspergillaceae. The transcript has 7 exons. The coding region runs from base 1 to 3084 and encodes 1027 amino acids. The record is from RefSeq and is a predicted model, not a curated record. Gene Ontology annotation, molecular function: RNA binding; metal ion binding; nuclease activity. Gene Ontology annotation, cellular component: nucleus; cytosol; RISC complex.
AUGGUUAAGGCUGUUGCUGUCCUCCGCGGUGACGCGAAGAUCUCCGGCACCGUCACCUUCGAGCAGGCCGACGAGAGCGCCGCCACCACCAUCUCCUGGAACAUCACCGGCCAUGACGCCAACGCCCAGCGGGGCUUCCACGUCCACCAGUUUGGUGACAACACCAACGGCUGCACCUCCGCCGGCCCCCACUUCAACCCCUUCGGCAAGACCCACGGUGCCCCCGAGGAUGCCGAACGCCACGUCGGUGAUCUGGGCAACUUCCAGACCGAUGCUGAGGGCAACGCCGUUGGCUCCAAGCAGGACAAGCUUGUCAAGCUGAUUGGUGCUGAGAGCGUCCUGGGCCGCACUCUGGUCGUCCACGCUGGCACCGAUGACCUCGGUAAGGGUGGCAACGAGGAGUCCAAGAAGACCGGUAACGCUGGUGCUCGCCCAGCCUGCGGUAGUGGUGUCCGGUUCCUGUUCAGCAUGCCUUUCGAAGCCCGUGUCAAGUCCGUUUUGUCGGGCGAUACGGUCGUGCUGUCGCAUGUCACCAAUCCCACACAAGAACGCAUUCUUUCUCUGGCCUAUGUCUCGGCUCCCAGAUUAAGGAGGGAAGGCGAUGAGGCGUACGGUUUCCAGUCCCGCGAGUUCCUUCGUGAACUGCUUGUCGGCAAAGUCGUCCAGUUCCACGUCGUCUACUCCAUCCCCACGGGCGCCAAGCGCGAGUACGGUAUCAUCAAGCUGCCUGGCUUCGAUGCCCAGCUUCCCGACAUCAGUGUGCAGGAGGGUUGGACCAAGGUCCGUGAGGAGGCCGGCAAGCGCAGCGACGAGUCAGAGGAGACCCUCGCGCUGUUGGACCGGCUGCGCGCCCUGGAGUCGCUAGCCCAGGAUGAGGGCAAGGGCUAUGAAUUGUCCAAUGGCCAGGAAUUGGUCAGCAAGCACAAGGGCGAGCAGCUGGAGGGUAUUAUCGAGAAAGUCCUAAACGGUGACCGGGUCGUGCUGCGCCUCCUCCUAUCGCCGCAGGAGCAUGUGCAGACUGUUGUGGCUGUUGCUGGUGUUCGUACACCUUCAGCGAAGCGGACGACUGCGGAGGGCAAAGAGCAGGCUGGUGAGCCCCUGGGUGAUGAAGCACAGCAGUUCGUUGAGUCCCGCCUUUUGCAGCGCAAGGUCAAGGUCUCCCUGCUAGGCGUCACCCCGCAAGGCCAGCUGGUGGCUACUCUUCUGCACCCCAAUGGAAACAUCGCUCGUUUCUUGCUUGAAGAGGGUCUGGCUCGCUGCCAGGAUCACCACUCUACCCUCCUCGGCGGAGACAUGGCUCUUCUCCGCCAGGCCGAGCUUGCAGCAAAGAAUGCCCGCAAGGGAAUCUUCACUGGCCACGUCACUCCUCAGGGGACCGGCGCGGCAGCCGCUGAUUACUCCGUCAGCCGCGUCCUGAACGCGGAUACUAUUUUCAUUCGCAACAAGGCCGGCCAGGAGAAGAAGAUUAGCCUGACUAGCAUCCGUCAGCCCAAGCCCUCGGACCCCAAGCAGGCUCCAUUCGCUGCUGAGGCCAAGGAGUUCCUCCGCAAGAAGGUGAUUGCGAAGCACGUCAAGGUCACUGUCAACGGCAAGAAGCCUGCCACCGAGGGCUACGAAGAGCGCGAGGUUGCCACUGUUGUGCAGGGCAACACCAAUAUCGGCCUGGCCCUGGUGGAGGCUGGCUACGCCUCAGUAAUCCGCCACCGGAUGGACGAUGCUGACCGAUCCCCCGACUAUGACGCUCUUCUUGUCGCUGAGGCCACGGCCCAGAAGGAGGGCCGGGGAAUGUGGUCUCCCAAGGCCCCCAAGGUCAAGCAGUACCAGGACUACUCGGAGAAUGUUCAAAAGGCCAAGCUUGAGGUAGGUAUUCUGCAACGCUCCAAGCGUAUCCCCGCUGUUGUCGACUUUGUCAAGUCCGGCUCUCGCUUUACCGUCCUGGUGCCCCGUGAGAACGCCAAGUUGACCCUCAUCCUGUCUGGCAUCCGCGCUCCUCGAUCCGCCCGGGGGCCUGGUGAGGCUGGCGAGCCCUUCGGCCAGGAAGCUCAUGAGCUGGCCAACCGCCGCUGCAUGCAGCGCGACGUUGAGAUCGACGUUGAGACUAUCGAUAAGGUCGGUGGCUUCAUCGGCACUCUGUACGUCAACAAGGAGAACUUCACUAAGGUCCUCCUGGAGGAGGGUUUCGCGACGGUACACGCCUACUCGGCUGAACAGUCUGGUCACGCAAGCGAGUACUUUGCGGCCGAGCAGCGGGCCAAGGACGCCCGUAAGGGCCUGUGGCACGACUGGGACCCCAGCAAGGAGGCCGAGGCCGAGGCCGAAGAGGCUGCCAAUGGCACCGGCACUGAGAGCGAGGCUGUGUCGUCCUCGCGCCGCAAGGACUACCGCGAUGUGAUGGUCACACACAUCGACCACGAGUCUGGCCGCAUCAAGCUGCAGCAGAUUGGCACGGGCACUAGCGCGCUUACCGAACUGAUGACUGCCUUCCGUGCCUUCCACAUCAACAAGGCCAACGACACCCCGCUGCCUGGUCCCCCCAAGGCCGGCGAUUGGGUCGCAGCCAAGUUCAGCGAGGACGGUGACUGGUACCGCGCCAGGGUGCGUCGCAACGACCGCGAGAAGGAGCAGGCCGAGGUGGUCUACGUCGACUUCGGCAACUCCGAGACUCAGCCCUGGAAGAACCUGCGCCCUCUCAGUCAGCCCCAGUUCUCCGCCCAGAAGCUACGUCCCCAGGCCGUGGAUGCUGCCCUGUCCUUCCUGCAGUUCCCGACUGACCGAGACUACCUGAGCGAUGCCGUCGCCUUCCUGGGCGACGAGAUCUGGAACCGCCAGCUGGUCGCCAACGUCGACUACGUCGACGCCGAGGGCACUCUGCACGUCACCCUGCUGGACCCUGCUGUCUCUAAGAGCCUUGACCAGAGCAUCAACGCUGAAGUUGUGCGCGAGGGUUUCGCCAUGGUCCCCCGCAAGCUGAAGGCGUGGGAGCGCGCUUCCGCCGACACUCUGGAGAACCUGCGGGCACUGGAGAGUGAGGCCAAGGCCGGCCGCCUUGGUAUCUGGGAGUACGGUGAUCUGACCGAGGACUAA